Messenger RNA from Drosophila biarmipes, 878 nucleotides. RefSeq names its product YEATS domain-containing protein 4 (gene Gas41). Bases 94 to 777 code for a protein of 227 amino acids. Gene Ontology annotation, biological process: regulation of DNA-templated transcription. The transcript is spliced from 2 exons. The record is from RefSeq and is a predicted model, not a curated record. NCBI's taxonomy places the organism in Eukaryota, Metazoa, Arthropoda, Insecta, Diptera, Drosophilidae.
ACAGUAAUCGCCGCUGCACCAAGAGCAAGAAGAAGAACCAAAACAACAUUUUACUGAACUCAACUGAAAAUAAACAAAUAAAAUCCCUGAAAGAUGACAGAAUUUGGAGGAGAUUCGGGUGGCCGGCUAAAGGGCGUGACCAUAGUCAAGCCCAUUGUGUACGGGAACAUAGCUCGGUCCUUCGGAAAGAAGCGGGAGGAGGACGGACACACGCACCAGUGGAAGGUGUAUUUGAAGCCCUACUUCAACGAGGACAUGUCCAUUUACGUGAAGAAGGUGCAUUUUAAGCUGCACGAGAGCUACGCCAAUCCCAACAGGAUCGUGGUUAAGCCGCCCUACGAGAUCACCGAGACGGGGUGGGGAGAGUUUGAGGUGGUCAUCAAGAUAUACUUCAACGAUCAGUCUGAGCGCCCGGUUACAUGCUACCACAUCCUGAAGCUCUUCCAGUCGCCCGUUGUCGAUGGCGAGCUCACCUCUAGCACCACCAUGGACACCAAAAAGGGUCUGGUCUCCGAGUCGUACGAGGAGAUCGUGUUCCAAGAGCCCACCCAGGUAAUGCAGCAUUAUCUCAUGCUCUCUGAACAGAGUGCCAAUGGACUCCUAAGUCACGACACUGACUUUGAGGAAAAGAAGUCGAAAACGCUGGACAACAUUGUCAACGUGAAGCAGAAAGUUAAGGGCGAGAUUGUCACACUUAAGGACAAACUAAAGCUGGCAAGAGAGACCAUCUCCAAGUUCAAGGCGGAGUUGGCCAAGGUGCAAAAGCAACCUGCGUAAAGUUUGUUCAACUUUUCUGCCCAUAUGCCUCUAGAGCACUCAGUUUUAAGUACCUAUUUGUAAAUUAUUAAAUGGAAGAUUAAAAAAUCUAUUAAUUUUAA